CGUCUUGUUUUUCUACCCGCUCGAGGGCGCUCGUCAAAAUGAGCACAGGUUCUGCAUCUGGCUCACGAAGACUACAGGUGUCAUGCUAGAAGUGAUUUUAUAUUAAGAAGCCUGCCAACUCUACUCGUUGAAUAUACAGUAGAUUUCAAUGUAGAUGGAAGAUGGGCGAUGCUGCAGAGAGCAUUCCUGUCGUUGACUUCAGUGCUUACAGGUUAUCCCUGGACAAACCAGACCAAAGCAGCGAUGCUUUCCAGAAGUUGGUGGACAGUGUUCAUCAGGCCUUGACGUCCAUUGGGUUCUUCUAUGUCGUCAAUGCCGAUUUCCCACUAGAGAAGGUUGAACGGAUGUGGCAGGUGUCUAAGGACUUUUUUCAUCUUCCCGCUGAUAUCAAGAACAAGUACCCUCGCAAUCCCAAAGAGAAUCAUGGAUAUGUGCACAUGGAACGAGAAAAGCUUAAUCCUGACCGUCCCCACGGUGACCUCAAAGAAGUGUUCAACUACCACCCCAUGACGGCAGAAGAUAGUAACUGGCCAACUGAGGCAGAGUGUCCAAACUUCAGGUCUGUUCUGGAGGACUUCUGGAAUCCUUGCCUGGUGCUGCAUCACAGAAUCCUGGAGGUCAUGGGUCAUGGCCUACAACUUGAGGACCCCCAGUUGUUUGUGAAGCACCACGCCAAGGCCUUUGAGAACAGCGGCACCACGCUGCGCACCUUGUACUACCCAGCCCUCCAAGACGUGACUGUCAAGGAAGAGCAGGUGCGCUGUGGGGAGCAUUGCGACUACGGUGGCAUCACCUUGCUCUUCCAGGAAACACCAGGAUUGGAGGUACGGACUCGCAAAGGCAACUACAUGAAAGCACAGCUGGUGGAGGAUGGUAUUCUGGUGAAUAUCGGUGACUUGAUGCAGAGAUGGACCGCUGACAAGUACCUGGCUGUGAAACACCGUGUGCUCCUGGACACGACGUCUGAUGCCAGUGUCAAGUCUCGCCAGUCCAUCGCAUUCUUUGGCCACCCAGACUAUGAUGCCCUCAUUGAAUGCACUGAUGGCAGCAACAAGUACCCACCAGUCAACAGCUUGGAUUACAUAAACAUGAGGUUUGGAUUAACUUACUAGUGUCCCGGCCAAUUGGAUGAUUGUGCCAAUGUCAUGUCCAAUGACAAAGGCAUUGUCCAAUUACGUACUGGUACAUAAUAUACAGAAUGGAUAUAGGGCACACAAAAUGUGAGAAAAACAAAGCUCAAUGUACAAACUUCGAUACGGUUGUCUGAGAGGUACGGCUCACUGUCAAACAGUGAUAGGUCAGUUGAUUUAUUUGCUGGAAGGAUCUCCACCAAUUAGGGACCAAUCAAGUGUUUCUUCAAGGUCACAUGAUGAUGCUAAUGGUAUUCUUUAUAUAAACGGAUGCGUGAAAUGUGGCCCCAGGGUUUUUGUUUGCCUUGGGAGGCAAGUCGGAGUAUUCAUUCCAUUUGACCUCAAAGGUGGAAAAAAAAAGAUAGAACUGAUUCUUUAAGAGAACGGUCUUAAACUUUUUUUUUUCUUUUCAACUUCGAGUCUUUAAAGAGUAAGCAAUAAUUCCCUUAUUUAGGGGAGAUUUGGGAGUUUGUUGUUUUUGGUUAGUUUUCUUUCGUUCGUAUACCCUCAUGUACUUUGAGAAUUCAGAUAUCAAGCACUUUUGAUGUUCCAUGCACGAGUAGCUGCCUUGGCAUGUGCAAGUUCCUGACGACACACAUGUAAAUUACCUACCUUGUGCUCAGGAUAAGUAUCUGGGACAACAGUUUGAAAAAGAAAUCAACUGAAUUUUGCUCGGGUUAUUUACCCAGGUGUAAGUGCUGUAUAUGUUGCGAUACAUUCAGUGUUGUAUUGGAGUCCAUCACAGGUCCUUUCGCAAGUCCCUUCACAAGGCCAAUCAUAAGUAUCAGGAGAACAAUGACAAAGGACUG
Messenger RNA from Acanthaster planci (crown-of-thorns starfish), 1939 nucleotides. RefSeq lists its product as uncharacterized. The record is from RefSeq and is a predicted model, not a curated record. Lineage: Eukaryota; Metazoa; Echinodermata; Asteroidea; Valvatida; Acanthasteridae.